Messenger RNA from Acanthaster planci (crown-of-thorns starfish), 2350 nucleotides. Its product is annotated as perivitellin-2 31 kDa subunit-like. The record is from RefSeq and is a predicted model, not a curated record. NCBI's taxonomy places the organism in Eukaryota, Metazoa, Echinodermata, Asteroidea, Valvatida, Acanthasteridae.
CUCCAUUUCGUAGCGGUCCAGCACUGAAACGACGAAUCCUCAAGUGACCUUUUUGAUUUGAAGAAACUGGGCCGUGUAUAUGUGAAAAACACCACUCUCAGUUUUAACGAAGAACGCACUUUGAAUAAUCUGCUAUGGCCUUUGUAUGUUGGAAGCGCAUGUUAAUUUUGUUGGUGGCGAUAGGGAUACUGAUGGCGCACUGCCAAAGACUUGAGGACAGUCUGGCCGAGGAGGAAACUCAACAGAUCGAGAGGAACUCAAGGGAAAUCGAUGACGAUGCAUCAGCUGAUGGCCUGGCUGUGUCUGAUUACUGGACCAAAAUUGGCGGAUCCAUGAUCCGUCCUUCGGUUGGUCGUUGUGGAGUCUGGGGAGUUAACAUUUUUUUUUCUGUGUAUUAUCGCCGUAACACCUACGAUAACCCGAAAAGUUUGGGUGACGGGUGGCUUGGGGUUUUAAAUGACAAACCGAUUAAAAUCAGGCAAGUAAGUGUAGGCUACAAUACAGUUUGGGCGCUUGACCAAUAUUAUAAACCGUAUUAUCGAGAAGGCAUAACUGCCUCUGAACCUACGGGGACUAAAUGGGUGAAACUGUCCGACAAAACGCGGGUGAAGUACAUCAGCGUAACUCAGAAGGGUCAUGUUUGGGGUCUAUCAGAGAGAGACGAACCCAUUUUUCGUAAAGGGGCGAGUAACACCAACAUCGCCGGAAGUGAGUGGCAAAAAGUUCCCGGAUCGAGAAUGCAAAGCAUAAAGGCAGGUGAAGCAGGUGUGUGGGGUAUCAACUGGGGGUUGCCAGAGAAUAACCAACUUUGGUACAGGAAGGGUACCUACGGCGACCCAGACACCAAUACAAUUGGGUCUGAGUGGUUGGCUGUUGGAGGGGUAUUUUCAUACAUCAGCGUAGGGGAUCAAAGGGUGUAUGGAACAAAUUAUACCAGCGAAAUUUUCUACCGUAGUGGGAUAUCGGCUACAGUGCCAACUGGUGACAAGUGGGUAGAAACAGAUACUGGUGUCAGAGGGUUAAGUGAGCUGGCGUACCUGAAAGACACUCUGUGGGCUAUUGACUACAACAGAGCGAUACUCGCCAAGAUUGUAACCUAGUUCUUCAACUGGGCACUUUAAAUACAAUAUGAACACUAAACCAUGGUCUCAUGUGCGGCCCUAUUUAAAUUUGAGAGAAUUCUUUCACAUGAGCAGUGAUUGGGUGGCGGGUGUUUUUGAGAAUUCGAUAAGAUCAAGUGCGAUAUCAUGCGUGCAUCAUGUGUGAUAUCAUGAGCGUAUCUUGCAAUAAGCUCAUGGAGGAAUUAUUCCAUGAUACACUGUACAUUUUCACAGAUCCACUUUAAAAAAAUUUCAUCUGCUUCACAGUUAAGACUAUGCUUCCAACUCAGAUUGAAAACGUCUUGAAUCAUGUUCCGAUUUUUUUUAGUCCAUUGCAUUAAUUAAUUAAUGUAAAUGGUUAGAGAAAUUCACAUUAAGGUUUUAAUCAAUGCUAAUUUUAAUUUAUGUCUUGUGAUUCAUAUCAUGUUGUGGCUAAUUAAAGUCUUAUUAUGCAUCCAUAAAUGUGAAUUGGUAUCAUUCAUAGAAAGAUUAAUUACAUUGGCUGAUAAGUAUGAGUAUUAUUCUUCAAACUUUGAAUUAUAAGUUUUUUGUAUAAGGUUUAAUUAUGGAAACUCUCUUAUAAUACAGUUUUGAACCUGGUAAUAUUCAUGAAAACCAUGUCCAAACACCGCUUAUUUUUCAAAUUUAAACAAUGGGAGAACUUGUUGGUUUUGUUCAUUUCCCGAACGUGUCCCGUUCAGGCAUAGAUCGAUCUCCACUACUGUAUGAGUUUCAUUGUUUGAGAAAUCUUCUGAAUGAAGUAUAUAAUAUAAAAUUUGUGCUUGCCUUAAACCGAAAACAUUGUUCCUACGAUGAGGGUGUUAUUCCGGACUAAAUAUUUUAUUUAUCCAUAGUUUCUGAGAUAUGAAAACACUGAAAUAUUUAUCAUCUGAGCACAGCAGAGUAAAAUAACAUGCACAUCAAAACUCACAACGCAAAUUUAUACAGAACCAAGCGCGAAUAAACUACAAGGGUAAGGGAACCAGUCUACUCAGUGGCACACAGUUGUGGGGAAUCCCCGAAUGAGAAACAUGUUUUCAAGUCUUGACUGGCUCCCGGUCCCUACAGUAUCAGUCGGACUACGUAGAGGGAUUGUAGUGAGAAAUGAAUUUCGUAGUUAUUCCCCAGGGUUUAUGUUAAUUUUGAAAUAGCAUUUGCUCUCACCGUGCAAUGCAUAAUCAGUAGGCCCUAUGUCAACGUAUUAAACAUUUUGCUUUUUCUUCUUUAUAAUUGGGGCACAUAUUCAUUAA